This is a messenger RNA of Lolium rigidum, 804 nucleotides long. Its product is annotated as fasciclin-like arabinogalactan protein 2. Lineage: Eukaryota; Viridiplantae; Streptophyta; Magnoliopsida; Poales; Poaceae. Bases 1 to 804 code for a protein of 267 amino acids. Gene Ontology annotation, cellular component: plasma membrane. The transcript has a single exon. The record is from RefSeq and is a predicted model, not a curated record.
AUGUCGCUCCCCGGCGCCAACUCCUUGGCCGUGCUCCUCCUCCUCGUCCUCUCCACAUGGCCGACGUGCCCCGCCGCCCACAACAUCACGGCCAUCCUCGCGGCGCGCCAUGACAUGGCCGAGUUCAGCCGCCUGCUCACGUCCACGGGCCUUGCGGACGACAUCAACGAGCGCAACACCAUCACGGUCCUCGCCGUGGACGACGCCGGCAUGGCGGCGCUGAGGGCGCGGCACCUCCCGCGGGAGGCGCUCCGGCACGUGCUCUCCCUCCACGUCCUCGUCGACUACUACGACCGCGCCAAGCUGCACCGCCUCCCCGGCGGCUCCGCGGACGUGUCCACCCUGUUCCAGGCCUCCGGGGACGCGCCCGGGAGCGCCGGCAUGGUGGAGAUCUCCGAGCGCCGCGGCGGGAGCGUCGCCUUCGUGCCCCAGGAGGACGGCGACCACGACGCGCACGCGCCCGCCGUGCUCUUCGUCAGGUCCGUGCACGAGGCGCCCUACAACAUCUCCGUGCUGCAGGUGGGCGCCGUCAUGUCGUCCCCCGCCGCCGAGGCCCCCUCGUCGCCCGAGUCCUCACCAAGGCACAAGGCUACCGACGUGGCGCACAAGAACGGCACGAGGCCAGGUGACGAUGCCGCUGCUGACGCGCCUUCGCGGGGUGGGGAUGGAGAAGGAGAUGGAGAUCGCGCGGACGGAGGAGGAGAUCGUGCGAAGAAGAAUGGCGCGAUCGGCACGGCUCCGGGCUGGCUAUCCUUCGCUUGGGCGUUCCUGCUGGCGAUCAAGAUUAUCGUGGUGCUCGUUUGA